This is a messenger RNA of Haemorhous mexicanus (house finch), 3202 nucleotides long. RefSeq names its product pyruvate dehydrogenase phosphatase regulatory subunit (gene PDPR). Gene Ontology annotation, cellular component: cytoplasm; mitochondrion; mitochondrial matrix. NCBI's taxonomy places the organism in Eukaryota, Metazoa, Chordata, Aves, Passeriformes, Fringillidae. Gene Ontology annotation, molecular function: oxidoreductase activity; protein binding. The coding region runs from base 389 to 3028 and encodes 879 amino acids. The record is from RefSeq and is a predicted model, not a curated record. The transcript is spliced from 18 exons.
GCCGGCACCGCUCCGCGCCCUCACUCCCCUCCCGGCCGCCCCGCAGCGCGGGGUCGGGGGCGCCGGCGGGGGCAAGCAGGCCGAAGCGGGGACGCCCCGGCCCGAGCUCCCUGACACCCCGCGCCCUGACAGCCCCGUCCCUCAGGCUCCCGGCACGGACCGGAGUCUGCGGGUGGGGGAACCUCCGGUGCUGCUGCUGGGGGAGCUGCCGCAGCAAGGCCCUGGGGUAAAGCUUGUGGUAAAGCUGUUCCCGGAGGGGCCUCUCCAGUGCCCUGUGCCAGUUACUCUGACCACAGACUUCGUUUCCUUCUUCAGAAGGAGUGGUACUGAGGUAACAUCUGAACACAUCUAGGUGGUGCUUUAGGAAAAGUGACAAAGAGCAGCCGGGAUGUUUCUCCGAUUGCUGUCCGAUAUCCAGUGGAGGGCAGCUCACCCGAAAUGGAGGAGGAUGACCAGCUCCCAGCGAAGUACCUCCACCACAGCAGAGCCUCACCCGGUUUCCGUGCCAGCACAGGCACAGGUUGUCAUCUGUGGUGGUGGAAUCAUGGGCACCUCUGUGGCCUAUCACCUUUCCAAGAUGGGCUUUAAGGAUAUAGUCUUACUUGAGCAGGGCAGGUUGGCUGCUGGCACCACUCGCUUCUGUGCUGGCAUUGUGAGCACAGCCAGGCCUGUGUCCAUAGAGCUGAAGAUGGCACAUUAUUCAAACAAGCUCUACCAGCAGCUGGAACAGGAGACAGGAGUGCAAACAGGGUACAUGAAGACAGGCUCUAUUUCACUGGCUCAGACUCAGGACCGACUGAUCUCUCUGAAGCGCAUUGCUUCAUCGCUGAAUGUAAUGGGAAUACCAUGUGAAAUUAUCAGCCCAAAGAAAGUGUUACAGCUCCACCCAAUGAUCAACAUCCAUGACCUUGUGGGGGCCAUGUAUGUGCCAGAAGAUGCACUCGUGUCGUCUGCCAAUGUGAGUCUGGCUCUGGCAACUGCUGCCUCACGGAAUGGUGUCCAGAUUCAUGAGCGGACGAGUGUCAGUCAUGUCACAAUCCAGAAGGGCCGAGUGACUGGAGUUGAGACUGACAGAGGGCGGAUUCAAUGCGAGUACUUUGUCAACUGUGCUGGCCAGUGGGCCUAUGAGUUGGGCCACUCUGGGGAGGAACCAGUCCAUAUCCCAGUCCAUGCCUGUGAACACUUCUACCUCCUGACACAUCCUUUGCAGGAGCCUCUGUCGAGCAGCUUACCAACUAUUGUUGACCCCGAUGGCAGGAUCUACAUACGCAACUGGCAGGGCGGCAUCCUCUCAGGAGGCUUUGAGAAAAACCCCAAGCCUCUCUUCACGGAGGGACGGAACCAGCUGGAGAUCCAGAACCUCCAAGAAGACUGGGAUCAUUUUGGGCCCCUUCUGAGUGCCCUCCUGCGCAGGAUGCCGGGUUUGGAGGCUCUGCAGAUCAUGCAGUUGGUGAAUUGCCCAGAGUCCUUCACCCCAGACAUGCGAUGCAUCAUGGGAGAGUCGCCCACUGCACGAGGCUACUUCGUUCUGGCUGGCAUGAACUCAGCUGGCAUCUCCUAUGGUGGGGGAGCAGGCAAGUACCUGGCAGAGUGGAUAGUAAAUGGGUAUCCGUCAGAAAAUGUCUGGCCCUUGGAUCUGAAACGUUUUGGAACCCUUCAGAGCAGUCGCACUUUCCUCCGUCACCGUGUGAUGGAAGUCAUGCCCCUCAUGUAUGAUCUGAAAGUUCCCCGCUGGGACUUCCAGACUGGCAGGCAGCUGCGCACUUCACCGCUGUACGACCGCCUGGAUGCACAGGGAGCCAGGUGGAUGGAGAAGCAUGGAUUUGAGAGAGUCAAGUAUUUUGUCCCACCUGGGAGUGAUCUGCUGGAUUUGGAUCACAGCAAAACCUUUUACAAACCAGACUGGUUUGAUAUUGUGGGUUCUGAAGUCAAGUGCUGUAAGGAAGCAGUUUGUGUUAUUGACAUGUCGUCUUUUACCAAGUUUGAAAUAAGUUCCACCGGAGACCAGGCCCUGGAGAGUCUGCAGUAUCUCUUCUCAAAUGACCUGGAUGUGCCAGUUGGGCAUGUUGUGCAUACAGGAAUGCUUAAUGAGAAAGGAGGGUAUGAGAAUGACUGCAGCAUAGCCCGGCUCAGCAAGCGCAGCUUCUUCAUGAUUUCCCCUACUGACCAACAAGUUCAUUGCUGGACCUGGCUGAAGAACCGCCUGCCUGAUGACAGCAACCUGGUCCUAGAGGAUGUGACCUGGAAGUACACAGCUCUCAAUCUGAUUGGUCCCCGUGCUGUGGAUGUCUUGUCAGAGUUAUCCUAUGCCCCGAUGACUGCAGAACACUUCCCCUCUCUCUUUUGCAAGGAGAUGAGCGUGGGCUAUGCUAAUGGCAUCCGUGUCAUGAGUAUCACUCACACAGGAGAACCUGGCUUCGUGCUUUAUAUCCCCAUAGAGUACGCCCUUCACGUGUACAACGAGGUGAUGAACAUGGGGCAGAAGUACGGCAUUCGGAAUGCCGGUUACUACGCACUCCGCAGCCUGCGCAUUGAGAAGUUCUUUGCCUUCUGGGGCCAGGAUCUGGAUGCUUUUACCACUCCUAUGGAGUGUGGACGCGAGUUCCAGGUCAAGCUGGAUAAGGGAAUGGAGUUUCUUGGCCAGGACGUGCUGCUGGAACAGAAGCAGAACGGGGUGUACAAGCGCUUUACCAUGUUCAUUCUCGAGGACCAUGACACGGAUAUGGACCUCUGGCCCUGGUGGGGGGAGCCCAUUUUCCGCAACGGCCGCUACGUGGGCAAGACCACCAGCAGUGCCUACAGCUACACCCUGGAGCGCCACGUCUGCCUCGGCUACGUGCACCACUUCGACGAGCAGACGGGCGAGGAGCUGGUGGUGACGACUGACUUCAUCAACCAGGGAGAGUACGAGAUCGACAUUGCUGGGCAGCGCUUCCAGGCCAAAGCCAAGCUCUACCCCUUCAGCUCCCUCUUCGCACAGCGGCGCCGCAAGGAUGAGGUGGAACUGAGUGGCUACCAGAGGGAGUAAUGCUGUGUAGACUAGACCUGCCCCUUGUCCCAAGCUGGAGUCUUCUCCCACCAUCUUCCAGCCCUUUCUCCUCACCUUAUAUAUUUCUUUCUUUUCCUUUCUUGUCCUGCAACUUUUAAACUUUUUCCAGUGUGUUACAUUUUGUAAAUUUUAAAACUUUAAUUUUCAAGCUUU